AUGGACUACUCGACAGAGCACAUCGCCAAUGCUUACCAGUCGAAGCGACUCGAGUAUGUCCGAGCCGACAAGACCGAUGAGAACUUUAAAAAGAUUGCUCUCAUCAUCCUCCAAGAUCCUGUCAUCCAGGCCCUCUCAGCACCCACCAUGCUCUUGCCAAAGGGGCCCAAGGAGGUCGACUCAUACAUAGACUCGGUUGUCAACUCUUUGCUCGGUGUCGCGAUAUAUCUCAGAGGUGAUGUCGGCGACGACAAGACAGAAGACAAAGACAAGAAGCCCCCGACUAUCAUUGGCGUCAUGUGCAUCGGCUGGGGAGGCAUCUCACCCACCGUUGCCCAUCAUCGAACUGCCGAGAUUGGUAUCUCUCUUGUCAAAGAGCAUCAAGGCAAGGGCUACGGAAGAGAAGCCAUCAACUGGAUGGUAGACUGGGGCUUCCGACACGCUGGUCUGCAUACAAUCGGCAUGACUACUACCGAUUAUAACCCUCGAGGAGUCUAUCUUUACGAGAGUAUUGGUUUCAAGCUGGAAGGCAGAAGGCGGCAGACAGUUUGGAUGAAUCGCAAGUGGUACGAUCUGAUCGAGUUUGGAAUGACGGAAGAGGAAUGGGAAUCACUUCGGGGUCUUGAUACGAAACAAACGUAA
Fusarium proliferatum ET1 is the source of this 642-nucleotide messenger RNA. RefSeq lists its product as uncharacterized. The transcript has a single exon. Lineage: Eukaryota; Fungi; Ascomycota; Sordariomycetes; Hypocreales; Nectriaceae. The record is from RefSeq and is a predicted model, not a curated record. Bases 1 to 642 code for a protein of 213 amino acids. Gene Ontology annotation, molecular function: acyltransferase activity, transferring groups other than amino-acyl groups.